Acomys russatus (golden spiny mouse) is the source of this 2061-nucleotide messenger RNA. It is a transcript of the gene Ptp4a2, whose product is annotated as protein tyrosine phosphatase 4A2. Bases 724 to 1227 code for a protein of 167 amino acids. The record is from RefSeq and is a predicted model, not a curated record. Gene Ontology annotation, biological process: protein dephosphorylation; positive regulation of cell migration. Gene Ontology annotation, cellular component: nucleus. Gene Ontology annotation, molecular function: protein tyrosine phosphatase activity. NCBI's taxonomy places the organism in Eukaryota, Metazoa, Chordata, Mammalia, Rodentia, Muridae. The transcript is spliced from 6 exons.
GGGGAGUCGUCGCCGCCGCCGCCGCCGCUCCCGCCGCCGCCGCCGCCGCCGAGGUGACUGAGGAGAGAGGCGCCUCCUCGCUCCCGCCUCCGCCGGCCUUCAAUGCCCAGUCCUCAGCUCGCCAGCGUUUUUCGUUGGAAUAUACGUUGCACAUUUAUGGCGAUUCUGAGCGUGAGGGCAGACUUCUGCCAGGCUCAGCACAGCGUUUUCGCUGACAAGUGAGCUUGUGGGUUAUAUGUGCCAUAAUUAACAUUGCCUUGAAGACUCUGGACACCGAAACUGGCCUGAGAAGUAGUAGGCUUUUUUUUUUAAUUGCAAGCAUAUUUCUUUUAAUGACUCCAGUAAAAUUAAGCAUCAAGUAAACAAAAGUGGAAAAUAACCUACACUUUUAACUUGUCUCACUAGUGCCUAAAUGUAGUUUAAAGGCUGCUUAAGUUUGUGUGUAGUUGGAAUUUUUUGGAAGCUGAAGGUAUCCAUCUGCAGACAUUGAGACCCAAGUUGAAUUUGGAUUCAAGUGGAUUCUUAAUACUCUGCCUGUGUUGAAGAGAGAAGCUUCAUAAGGAACAAACAAGUUGGAUAGAGAAAAUAGUGAUCAAUAAUAGGCAUUUUAGUGGUCUUUUUAAUGUUUUCUGCUGCGAAACAUUUCAAGAUUUAUUGAUUUCCCUCUCCCCCCAUUUCCCCACCACAUUCACACAUGCACGCUCACACUUUUUAUUUGCCAUAAUGAAUCGUCCAGCCCCUGUGGAGAUCUCUUAUGAGAACAUGCGUUUUCUGAUAACUCACAACCCCACCAACGCUACUCUCAACAAGUUCACAGAGGAACUUAAGAAGUACGGAGUGACAACUUUGGUUCGCGUUUGUGAUGCUACAUACGAUAAAGCUCCUGUUGAAAAAGAAGGGAUCCAUGUUCUAGAUUGGCCAUUUGAUGAUGGAGCUCCGCCCCCUAAUCAGAUAGUAGAUGAUUGGCUAAAUCUGUUAAAAACCAAAUUUCGUGAAGAGCCAGGUUGCUGUGUUGCAGUGCAUUGUGUUGCAGGAUUGGGAAGGGCUCCUGUGCUGGUUGCACUUGCACUGAUUGAAUGCGGAAUGAAGUACGAAGAUGCUGUUCAGUUUAUAAGACAAAAAAGAAGGGGAGCAUUCAAUUCCAAACAGCUGCUCUACUUGGAGAAAUACCGACCUAAGAUGCGAUUACGCUUCAGAGAUACCAAUGGGCACUGCUGUGUUCAGUAGAAGUAGAGGAAGGCUGGCCGGAUCGUGGCAUUAGAGGGAACUCUUUGGUACCUGGAAAUGUGAAUAGGAAAUCUUACCUGUGUCAUCAAAGUAGUGAUGGAUUCAGUACUCCUCAACUCCUAAUGAUUGAGAAGAAAGCAAACGAUAAAGAAAUCCCUCUAUAACACGAAUAAAAUGUUUAAGAAAAGAAAAAAGAAAGGAAAAGGGAUUAAUUUAGUGAAAGAUGAUUUUGCUCCUAGCUUUGGAGUUUUGAUUUCUGCCAGGAUUGAAUUAUUUUAAAAUCUCCUGUGUUUUUUAAGCUUUUUCAAAAUAGAUGUCUGAGGAAAACCAGCAGAAUAUUAACCAGUGUGGAGCCAGUUGAUGGGGAGCACACACUUCCAUUAUGCUUGGCACAUAGGUCUCUUUUUGGUGGGAUUUGGGGGAAAUCGGUUUCCCCAUCUUCUCUUUCUUCCUGCCUCCCUCCCUUCUGAUACACGUAGACGGACUAGAGAGAAGCCCCUUUGCUGUAGGUGUGCGUGUGUCUGGCAGCCUUAAGCCCACAUGGGCACUUUUAGGAAAAAAACAAAAAACAAAACAAAAAAACAAAACAAAACAAAAAAAUCCAAAAAACAAAAAAGAGAAAACAAAGAAAAGGCAGUGGCGCUUAUAUUAUAUAAUGCAGGUGGUUUUCAGUCUAUUGAUGAUGGGUGUUCGUGUUAGUUUCUUCCUCACAGUCCUGAGCUAAGAUUGUGGUGUGAAAGGUAGUCAAGAGCCGUUUGGUAAAUGGUGAGGAAGUGACAUCCUAAAGAGGAGUCUGUCUCCUGUAAUUUAGCUGAGAGAAACCUUUUUUCCCAA